Trypanosoma brucei brucei TREU927 is the source of this 1356-nucleotide messenger RNA. RefSeq lists its product as hypothetical. Lineage: Eukaryota; Euglenozoa; Kinetoplastea; Trypanosomatida; Trypanosomatidae. The transcript has a single exon. The record is from RefSeq and is a predicted model, not a curated record. The coding region runs from base 1 to 1356 and encodes 451 amino acids.
AUGCGCUACGAGAGUGUCUUACUUCGUCUAAGUGACGAAGAGCGUGAGGAGUUACAACUUCUCAUUGCUGCGUUAAAUGUUAGCGAGUACACCGACGACGUCGACGAUAUACGUCGACUGAGUGCCCGCGAUGACCGAAUGUGCCGCUGCAUCCGCGAGCUCUUCGAUACAGUAUUGGGUCUGUACGUUGCCUCCGGCAGAGUUCCACGUGAGAUGAAGGAGGGAAUUGCAAGUGGCAGAGCCUCCACGCAGAUGACGCUGAAGAUACUUCCCUCACUCUUCGAGAUAUUUCGGCGCCACAAGCGGCUAAACCCCUUCAGCAAUAGAAGUGAAUUCGGGAAGUUAACCAUGCUCCUCCAGGACCUGCGGAAGCCAACGGUCCAACAGCGGCUAGAGAUAUGCCACAGUCUCAUAAUUCCUGUGAAGACGGUUGGAGGGGAAUUGCAACGUGUUGGAGCCGAAGCGAUGCUGAGAGAUCCUGACCUUGGGGAAUAUUUGAAUUCUUUCGAUAAGAACAAGGUCACCGCCUUUGACCGACUCCUGGGACGUUAUGGAGGUGCCGAGAGCUCAACUGUUGAGCGUUGUCUGCGUUCCAUUGACGAUGUUCAUCAGUUCCUCGAAAGUAAUAUUCGGCCCCUAGUGUGGAUGCGUAAUAUAAUUAGUGAAGAGUUUUGUCCAUUAGACAAAAACUGUAAAUACAAUCUGGCUAUUCAGCAAGGCGUUGAUGGAUCGUUGCUUACACACGAACACAGUGUUCAAUGUGCCUACGUAAUCGAGUCUCUUUCCCUGUGGAUAAAGGUGCAGCAGAGCAUCUUUGAGUUUUGGCAGGUAUCAGAGGACGAUAUGCUCAUCGACGGGAGUGGGCAAUACUCCCUCGUGAAUACUGGGCAGGGGUAUCAUCGGUUGUGUCAUGCGCGUAAAAGUUACGCUCGUAUGUCAAGGGUUGUGAAUGAGACAGAACAUCAGCUGGGUCGUUGGAUUGGGAUUAAGGUUAUUCACCUAGGAGAUCGGGAUGUCCCUAACCCCCUGGUGUUUAUCGACAAGUAUACCGUGAUUCCCCGUAUAGUGCAGCCUAUAAUGCAUGUCAUGAUGGCGCUUGAGAAAAUAUUUUCCCCCGAUGCCAAAGAGGAACAUCCGGGUGUCCGUAACUUUCUGCGUUCUAAGUACAGCUCCUUCCCUGAACUUCGAAUGACGAUACUAUCAGAUUUUUUCCGGCACGCUUUUGACGGCUCGGGCGACGAUGGAGGGAACUGCAUCGAUGGGAGACUAACCUCAGCAUGGAAUUGGUGUCACCAACUGCAUAAAAAGUCGUUCUAUGACGCGUUUGUCUUAACAGGCUUCAAUGGAUUUGACUAA